AUGACCACACCCUCAGUUUCAGAGAAAGAUGAACUAGAAGAGUACCACACAGCCCUCUUGGUCAUCUACACUGUGGUCCUGAUCAGUGGUACAAUUAGCCUUACCAUGAUGAUGCGCAUCAUGAAAUCCACCGCAACUUCCACCACGUCAAUUGCCGUACUCAACCUGAUCUUCACUCACUUCAUCUUCCUGCUAACGGUUCCCUUCAGAAUCUACUAUUACGCAGUUCAUGAAUGGGAGUUGGGCUAUGAAUGGUGUAAAAUAACCAGCAGCAUGAUCCACAUCCACAUGUACAUGUCUUUUGUCCUGUAUGUGAUUAUCCUCAUCACCCGUCUGUUGACGUUCUACAAGAAAGCUUGCCAGGUGGCGUCCUUUCACAGGAUGCAUGCAUGCAUUAUCAGUUUUCUGGUGUGGAUUAUUGUGCUGAUCACUGUCCCUUGCAUCAUCCAUUUUAAGUAUGGCAAAGACCAUGACAAAAAUGCCACUCGUUGCUUCCAGUUUGGAAAAUCUAUAGAAUCUGUUCUGAUUUUGAACUACCUGACAAGCAUAUUGAUUAUAGUCAUUGCCAUUGUGUUGACAGCCUUCCAGGCCAAUGUCCUAUGGGUUUUAUACAAGAAGCAUCGGGAGGGAUGCACCUUUCAGCAGGAGUUCGGAGCUCAGCUGAAGAGCCUGUGCUUUGCGCUAAUCAUGGUCAUCUGCUUCAUUCCCUACCACAUUUUUCGACUGUCCUACUUAAACAAUAUAAAAGAAUUAGAGGGUACAAAUGAAAUAUUUCUGAGCAUAACCACUUUUAACUGUUUGGACAUGCUUACUUUCCUGGGGAGGAGGUCCUGUAACAUGUGCUUUGUAGGAAAAGCUGCUUAA
Molecule: messenger RNA, 864 nt
Organism: Haplochromis burtoni (Burton's mouthbrooder)
Lineage: Eukaryota; Metazoa; Chordata; Actinopteri; Cichliformes; Cichlidae
Gene: gpr141
Product: probable G-protein coupled receptor 141
Exons: 1
Coding region: 1-864 (287 amino acids)
Biological process (GO): G protein-coupled receptor signaling pathway
Cellular component (GO): membrane
Molecular function (GO): oxysterol binding; G protein-coupled receptor activity
Source: RefSeq, a predicted model, not a curated record